CCGCGUUACCAACUGCUGGUACAGUACCUACCUAGCCUGGUACUGCCGGUAUGCCGUUAAGAGAUAGCAGCUUCCUAUUGGUCACAAUGCUCACCUACCUCGCCAUUUCCCAGACAUAUUAAGAGCCGUGUAUGCAUUAAAUUGGGCAGGUGAGCUCCAAAAGCAAUAGCCAAAUCGUCAUGAAAACAAGGGAAUGGACCUGAGGUCGUCCCGGUCGUCUCAUUUAUCAACUUCUUCCAACUUUAUGCCUUUUGAACCAUCUUUAACUUUAAAAUAGCACGUGCCCGAUUCCAUGAAUCAGACCCUGCUGAAAGUACUGCAAGUACUGAAAGCAUUGGCGUCAUGUUUAUUGGGCCAGCACAACGUCAACCACGUACUUUAAACUUGCAUCAAUUUAUAUAAUACCUAAUACGCGACUCAUCUUCUUAUUCAAUUUCCUCUUGUUGUUGACUUCAAGGCCUGCCUUCUCUAGGACAUGGCUAUCCUCAACAUCGACCUAUCAAGCAAAAGAUCUUGAUGUUACGGACUUUAAACCUUCACUAAACUUGCCUUGUAGCAUGUUGUAUACCAUGUUAACUUCUUCGUGGUUAUUGUACCUGGCAGCCACUAUCGCGGCAGGAACUCCCGUGGGGGAUCAGAACCCUCUUCGAGGACAGAAUGAUGCUACGACCCCUGGUCACAUCUCAACUGGUCUCUUUGCAUCGCUCGAGCGUCUCUCGCGCUUGGUCGACAUAACGUACUGCGUCGGCACCACUGGUAUCACACAGCCAUUCUCCUGCGCGUCCCGAUGCAAGGAAUUCCCAACUCUAGAGCUUGUGACAACAUGGAACACCGGGGUUUUGAUGAGCGAUAGCUGUGGCUAUAUUGCUGUAGAUCACGGGACGACAUCGAUGCUGAGUGGCAACGACGGCGGCAUCGCCGAUACAAAGAAGCAGGGGGCAAUCGUUGUCGCGUUUCGUGGUACCUACAGUAUUACGAAUACCAUCAUAGACCUGAGCACGAUUCCUCAGGAAUACGUCCCCUAUCCAUCGCCAGACCAAGGUGGAUCUAAACCGCCUAAAGAACCAGAGCAUACCUGCAAGAAUUGCACGGUUCAUAUGGGGUUUUUGGCGUCCUGGAACAUAGCUCGCGCCGUCGUUCUACCAGCACUUAAGCCAUUGCUUGAGCAAUACCCCUCCUACCCGAUUUACCUUGUCGGUCACAGCCUCGGUGGCGCCGUUGCUGCCCUCGCCGCGUUGGAGCUCAAAGUCGUUUCUGGCCGGGAUAACAUCGUUGUAACAACUUUCGGCGAGCCGCGUGUUGGGAAUGAAGGAUUUGUUAAAUACCUUGAUUCUGUUUUCGAUCUUGGCGGCAAAGGGGCGCAAAAUGAAGCACAAACAUAUCGGCGCGUAACACAUGUGGAUGAUCCCGUACCGUUGCUACCACUAUCGGAAUGGGGAUACAGAUCUCACGCCGGUGAACUUUUCAUUACCAAAUCCAGUCUACCUCCUGAACCUUCGGAUAUUCGGGUGUGCGUGGGGGACGAGGACUCUAAAUGCAUCGCUGGUUCGGUUGGGGAGCCGCUUAGGACGGUUGGCCAAGCGCUAGCUAAAGAACAAGGACAAGACAUUGCCAUGUGGACUGAAGGGCUCUGGGAUAUUCCUAGCCGGUUCAAAUUGUGGCAACUGUUCUUCGCGCAUCGAGAUUACUUCUGGAGAUUGGGUUUGUGUGUCCCCGGGGGAGAUCCUAUUGAUUGGGACAGGGACAAAUAUCCUAAUUUCACUACCAGUGACGAGCUAUGAGCUAUGAGUCACAAAUGGGUAACACGCUUUGUUUAAUCCGAAAUCCGAGAUGAGAAUCGGGUUUAUUCUAGCGCCUCAAUUUGAUACGCUGAUGGAGCAUAGGGAGUUAAAAAUCGUUAAUGCGACCAGGAAAAAAAAAGUUGACUAAAAUUACCUCUAUAGUCUGAAAGUAAUGUCUAGUACAUGUAACUUGUUGUAAUUUUUAAAUCUUUAACGCAUAGACGGACCCUGAUGAAUAGGGGCAAACAGAUAAUUACAGUUGGAUAUGUCGAAAUUGCGGUGCAGAUAGGCACUUAGGUUAAGAUUUAAAGGUUUAUUAAGCGAUGGAUUUCCUGAGCCGCUUGAUCUAUGGGGUUACCAAGUACGGCAAUGAUCACAAUUCCUGGUUCAGGGGUUACAUGCGUAUAAUCAGACCUUGAAAAUAGUAUAGGCUGGAAAGAUGUUCACAUGUAAUACCCAUUAUGAGGUUACGGA
Messenger RNA from Daldinia caldariorum, 2255 nucleotides. Its product is annotated as alpha/beta-hydrolase. Lineage: Eukaryota; Fungi; Ascomycota; Sordariomycetes; Xylariales; Hypoxylaceae. The transcript has a single exon. The record is from RefSeq and is a predicted model, not a curated record. Gene Ontology annotation, biological process: lipid metabolic process. Bases 558 to 1781 code for a protein of 407 amino acids.